Messenger RNA from Durio zibethinus, 2202 nucleotides. Its product is annotated as rhodanese-like domain-containing protein 4, chloroplastic. The record is from RefSeq and is a predicted model, not a curated record. Lineage: Eukaryota; Viridiplantae; Streptophyta; Magnoliopsida; Malvales; Malvaceae.
GAAAGCCCAUCUAAGGACAUGAUCAAAAGUCUCUCAUCUCACUUCAAUGUGUCAUGCAAUGAAUGGCAGAGUUCUUAUAUCUCAUUCCACCUCAGCACCUUUCAGCAUUCAAAGCACACCGGCCAAAUUGCUUCUUCCAAAUCCAAAGCUAAGGUUUGUAAUCCAAUCAAAUUUUACAAGGACAACAAAAUCCUCAGAAACCCUCCAUUUCUGAUGCUUCAAGCUUUUCCAUCAUAUUUUUGAGAGCCAUCUCUUGCAUAAAAUUAUGCCAUGAACGUCCUCAAUGCAGCAAGCUCGACACCUCUCUCAGUUCUUAGUGAGAGAAGAACAGAAACCAGAAAAGUAUCAUCACUCUCAAAUGCUCCACCACUCAAACUUUCAAAUUCUUCAGCUUUUAUUAAGACCUCACCAACUCUGCAGGGGUGUUUGUCAAGAAGCUUGCAUGGGGGUAUAGUGCUACUGUCUUCAGUUCUUCCCAGUGGUGUUGCUAGAGCUUUAUCAUACGAGGAAGCACUGCAGCAGAUUACGGGAUCCUCCUCGUCGAUUGAUUUUGGUCCCAAUGGGGUUCUUGAUAGUGUUGUCAGUUUUGUAACCGAGAAUCCCACAGUUGUAGCUGGUGGUGCUGUUGUUUUGGCAGUUCCAUUAAUUUUGUCUCAGCUGUUCAAGAAUUCAAAGCCAUGGGGAGUUGAGUCUGCAAAGAGUGCUUAUGCCAAGCUGGGGGAUGAUGCCACUGCUCAAUUGCUGGACAUAAGGGCACUCAAGGAGUUCAGACAAGUUGGUAGUCCUGAUUUAAGGGGUUUUGGGAAGAAGCCGGUGUCAAUUGCCUUUAAGGGCGGAGACAAGCCAGGGUUCUUGAAAAAUCUGUCUUUGAAAUUCAAGGAACCAGAAAAUACCACCUUGUUCAUUAUAGACAAAUUUGAUGGUAACUCUGAACUGGUUGCGGAAUUGGUCACUGCAAAUGGGUUCAAAGCUGCUUAUGCAGUGAAAGAUGGUGCAGAAGGACCUCGAGGAUGGAUGAAUAGUGGUCUUCCUUGGAUGUCACCAAAGAAAGGUCUUGACCUUAGCAAUUUGACAGAAACAUUCUCUGGGGCCUUUGGAGAGGGAUCAGAUGGCCUGUCUGUUACACUAGGGUUUGUUGCAGCCACCGGAUUAGGUUUAUUGGCUUUUUCAGAGAUAGAAACAAUACUUCAACUUCUGGGCUCAGCUGCUAUUCUUCAGUUUGUGAGCAAGAAACUGCUAUUUGCAGAGGACCGAAAGAAAACUCUUCAACAAGCUGAUGAAUUCUUAAACACAAAGGUGGCUCCUAAGGAACUUGUUGACGAGAUAAAGCAAAUUGGGGUGGCCCUUCUAACAACAACUACCACUAGCAAGGCUCUUCCAGCAGCACCUACAGAGGCAAAACCAGAGCCCAAAGUCGAAGCAGCAGCAGAACCCCCUCAAAUUAAUGCAGUACCCAAAAAAGAAUCCAAAGCAGAUGGAAUCUCCGGAUUUCCAAGACCACUUUCACCAUAUCCUUAUUAUCCUGAUUUGAAGCCACCAACAUCUCCUACUCCAUCACAGCCCUAGAUACAUGAUUUUGUCGACUUUCUGUCGGUUCUACAUCCAGCAAAGCAACUGGUUGGUCGGGAAUUUUAAAGCUAUCGAAUGAGUUGUGUAAUCUACCCUUGUGUUAAAUGAUUUUCGAGCUGACAGUCUUACGCGAUAAGUUGUAUAAAAAAUCUGGAAAAAAGAGGGGAAAAAGGGAGGAAAAAAGAUGCAGUAGUCUGCCUUAAUCAUAUUGUUGCUGUCUUUUAUGUUACUUCAUUUGGCCUUUUUGUAAUUAUUAGGUAUCUUGUCGAUUUUGGUGUAUGAUUAAGCUUAAUUGAAAGUCUGUUCUAGCAUUGGGGUCAACAUUUGAACAAAUAUUAUUAUGCAAGUACGUGAAUGUUCAAGUGCAUUGUUGUGGUAUAUGAGAUGGGGAAUGAUGAUUGCCUCAAGACUGCAUUUGUUGUAAUUACAAUGUUUUCAAGUUUUCAGGGACGUGCUUGCCAAAUCAGCCAGGUGGAUGACUUUGUCCUAGACAUAGCUACUGAUCAUAACAAAUACUUGAAUGCCAAGUCCUUCAAUAUAACAAGUCUUGACUCUUGAGGAUGCAAUCUAUUACCAUUGGCAAGAAUUCAACCUUAAAAUCCACUAUUGAAAGAUACUCUUAAAUUUGGAUUU